Electrophorus electricus (electric eel) is the source of this 2722-nucleotide messenger RNA. It is a transcript of the gene spoplb, whose product is annotated as speckle type BTB/POZ protein like b. Lineage: Eukaryota; Metazoa; Chordata; Actinopteri; Gymnotiformes; Gymnotidae. The record is from RefSeq and is a predicted model, not a curated record. Gene Ontology annotation, molecular function: protein binding.
GUUCACCGCUCGAGCAGGACCGUAGACGCCGCUGUGCGCUCGAGCCUGUUUUGAAAGGCAGAAAGCGCCCCUUCUCUUAAAAAAAAAAAAAAAAAGAAAAAAAAAAAAAAAGGACCAAAAGUUCCCUCUUUCAACACGUUUUUUAAGAAAAAAAAGAUUUUGUAUGUCAAAAAAACCCUCCCACAGUCUUUCUUUGUCUAAUGUGAAGAGUGACUAAAAGGGUUUAAUCGCGCUGUAUUGGCAGUGACGUCCCACGGAAUCUGCAGACUGCCAAGCACUUGGUUCUGGAAGUCCUCAAUGAGUUACCUCUUCUAAGUAGAUUCAGUACACCAAAUCAAUGAUGGGCUCUGAGGAGUCUGAUAUCAAUAUGCAGUGUUAGAGCUGUGUCUGAUCGCUCUGUAGAGACCUGUGUUUUACUGUUGUGCUGUUAGGUAUGGCAUGAGCCGCCUGCUUUCUUCCACAGUCAAGUUCCAGUAGAAUGUGAGAGGCUGAAACACGUAACGGUUUAACCUGCAUAGGUCAAGCAUCAUUAGGAAGGUCAGAGGGGCUAAAGCUGGCCAUGUCACGGGUCCCAACACCCCCUCCGCCGGGGGAAAUGACAUCAGGACCUGUGGCAGAGAGCUGGUGUUACACACAGGUUAAAGUAGUAAAGUUCUCCUACAUGUGGACAAUAAACAACUUCAGUUUCUGUCGAGAGGAGAUGGGCGAGGUUCUGAAGAGCUCUACCUUCUCCUCUGGUCCCAAUGACAAGAUGAAGUGGUGUUUAAGAGUGAAUCCAAAGGGACUUGAUGAUGAGAGUAAAGAUUAUCUGUCCCUCUACUUACUGCUCGUCAACUGUCCAAAAAGUGAAGUACGAGCAAAGUUCAAGUUCUCCCUACUGAACGCCAAAAGAGAAGAAACUAAAGCCAUGGAAAGCCAAAGAGCCUAUCGCUUUGUCCAGGGUAAGGACUGGGGCUUCAAAAAGUUCAUUAGACGUGACUUCUUGCUUGAUGAAGCAAAUGGACUUUUACCAGAUGACAAGCUUACUCUCUUUUGUGAGGUGAGCGUGGUGCAGGACUCUGUGAACAUCUCGGGCCAGUCCAACAUGAACAUGCUGAAGGUACCUGAGUGUCAGCUGGCCGACGACUUGGGCAACCUGUGGGAGGGUUCCAGGUUCACCGACUGCAGCCUGUUUGUGGGAGGACAGGAGUUCAAAGCGCACAAGUCCAUCCUGGCAGCAAGGUCACCAGUAUUCAACGCCAUGUUUGAACACAAAAUGGAAGAAAGUAAAAAGAACCGCGUGGACAUCAGUGACGUUGAACCGGAUGUGUUCAGGGAAAUGAUGGUCUUCAUCUAUACAGGCAAAGCUCCUAACCUGGAGAAAAUGGCCGAUAACCUGUUAGCUGCAGCAGACAAGUAUGCUCUGGAGAGACUGAAGGUGAUGUGUGAGGAGGCUUUGUGUAACAGCCUGUCUGUGGAGAAUGUGGCUGAUAUUCUCAUUCUAGCAGACCUUCAUAGCGCAGAACAACUCAAAGCACAAGCCAUAGAUUUCAUUAACAGAUGCAGUGUUUUCAGACAGUUGGGCUGUAAAGAUGGGAAAAACUGGAAUAGCAAUCAUGCAGCAGACAUUAUGGAGACAGCUGGCUGGAAGGCUAUGAUCCAGUCCCAUCCUCACCUAGUGGCUGAGGCCUUCCGUGCCCUCGCCUCAGCACAGUGUCCUCCGUUCGGCCUGCCCAGAAAACGGCUAAAGCAGUCCUGACCUCCGCCCUUACGGACUUCAUAAAGACACGCCGCCUGUGGAGGCGCCCACCCCACUCUGUCCACCCUCCCUUCAUAUCCUCUGCCCUGCUCCUGCUUCCUCUCCAGAGCGCCGUUGGAAGACGGCACUGGCCUACAGUGCCCUUUGCUCACUGCAGAGGAAGAAGGAACCGCCUUCAAAAUGGCUGCCUCCCAGCCAGCUUCACUCUGGGCUCCCGGAGCUCUGCUCAGCGACGUGUCAAAUGAGAAAUGGCCUUAAAGGACAUCCGUGGCCCCCUCCCCCUGCUGUGGUGUCUCUCCGCGCGACCGUGUGCCUGUUGCGCCUCUACCCAGGCCGGCCCAGAUUGCACUAACUCUCCCGGAACGCAGUAGUUUUAAGGUGAUGUUUAGGACCCUGUCUGUUAAGUGUUUUCAACAGGGGAACAUUAGCUGAAAAAGCAAGAUGUUGAGCCCUAUCUGUGAUUUGACAUUUCAAAAAAAUUUUAAAAAAGUGUGAAAGAAAAGGAAAAGUGUGAACACAUCCACAUGUCAAGUGCAAAAUCAUUUCCACAUUGACACUUUUUAAAAUGGUGGUGUUGCCCAUGUUGUUGGCAAAAAUGUUUCCUAGUAAUGUCUAACAUCAUUAAAUAUGGGCAUAUGUAUUAACUGAGAUUCUGUAUUAGAAUACUUGGUCAAAUGUGAUGCAUUCUUUCUGAGUAUAAAUAUGAGUAUUACAUGAAAAACAGAACUGAAAAUGUUGAUAUUUUGCACCUACUUAACUAUUGGGUAAAUAUGAAGAUUUGUUUACCAUAUUGUUUACAAAACAUUUUUCCUUUUCACACAGACUUAUUUUUGAUUUUAGUUGUAAGGAGUUUAUUUUCAAUUAUUAGCAGCUUUGCUUACUCUACUCAAAUGGCAGAUUUUUUUGUGUUUGGAAACUGUAUUGUGGAUGAGAAGUACUUUUGGUUUAUUGCUUUGAAAUUAAAAUGGAAAAAGCACCGGUUUU